CGUGAGGCGCAAUUAUGCAUCGUUCCCUGCUGUUGCCGGAUGUCUUCAAAAGGAUCCUAGACUACCUAGAGAUUCUACCCUCAGGCGACUUCUACUCAGGAUACGACCAGGAAAAAGAUCAGAAUGCGUCGAUAGCACGUCUUGCGAGGACUUGCAGGGCGUUCCUUGAGCCAUCUUUGGACGUAUUGUGGAAGCAUCAACUCACGCUCUGUCCCCUCCUCAAGACGCUUCCUGCAGACGCUUGGGAGGAGAUAGUGGAACAUAUAGUGUCAAGUAAUCCCCGGCGCGGCUUCGCUAUCUAUCUGCUUAGGCCGCUCAUAGAGUCGGAUUUCUCCAGAGUCGACUUCUAUGCCUCGCGUAUCAAGGCCCUUGGAUACUACGCCAACGAAUUCGCGGACGAAGAAUGGCUUUCCUGGUGUACACCAAACUAUUCCUCACCGGAACGCGAACCGAGACCAAUAGUGAUAUCCCAAUUAUGUCUUUACCGCCGUGGCCGAUGGCUUCUUCCUAAUCUCACCCACCUCCGAUGGAAUAUCUACAACACUUCUUACACCGAGUAUGCCCCGAUGUUCCUGGGGCCAAACUUGAGAUGUCUGUCCUUCGCGUUCUACCCAGCUACCCUCAUACCCCCUUUGAACCCUGCUAAAACUCAAAACGAAGUUCUUCGCGUUCUCAGCGCUCUUGUUCAGCUCUGUCCGACCGUCCGGGAGCUGGAGAUUUUUCCGGAGUAUGCAGAAGAUGUUGUGGUGGCUACCCGGGGUUUUGCCCGUGACUGCCCUCGCCUGGAGGGCUACCAGGUCAACACCGUAGAGCACCCGCCAAUCGACUGGGAUUUCCUCAAGUACCUCGCCGAAAAGCCAGAACUGCGGAAAUUCAUGCUCACUGUCAGCUCAGAGACGGCCGAGUACCUCCCCAUCCUCUCGUCCCCACCAAUAUACCACCCCUUCCCGUCGCUGCAAGUACUAGAGAUAAGAAUUCCCCGCCUGCCCCUCUGCAUCCCUCUCUUCGCGGCCAUGCAACACUGUCGUCUUUUCAGUCUACUCCUCGAGGUCGAAUACCAGCCGUCGGCAGCGGACGUUGUCAACUUGUUCGACACGCUCCGCACGCACUGUGCUAAGCACACGUUGCACGUGUUCCGUGUCGAUCAGCGCAUGCUGAUUCUUGAAGAAGACGUGUUCCCACCACACAAGGAAGACCACUUGGUCGACAUCGUGGUUCUGUCGAUGAUGUUCUACUUCCCAAACUUACGCGUCUUCGUACUCUGCCUUCCCCUCUAUGGAUGGCUCACCGACGAGGACCUCCGUGCUGUCGGUAUCGCGUGGCCCGGACUCAUCGUGUUCUCCUUCGGCGAGACGUUUGGUAACCCUGGAGUUAUCGUUCCGGCUACCUGGGAAGGCCUCGCGUCUCUCGUCAGCUUAUGCCCUUUGCUAACCCACCUGAACCUCGUCUUUGACACGACCCGCAACCUCGACGUGGCAUACGCCUACACUUCUCGGCCCGGUACCCAACUCCGGUAUAUCGACAUCAUCGACUCCAUCCUCCCAGAGGACCCGGGGGUCUUUGCGCGCGCGCUGUUUUCAAUCGCGCCUCGUAUUGUCUCGUUCAAGCUGUUCGAACACGGCGUGCGGUGGGAUCCGCACAGUGAUCCGAAUGCGCCGUUGUCCUACGACCCGUACGCCUACCGUAAUCAGGUAGACAUGAUAAUGUGCCGACUACGACGCGAGCACUUUGGUGAAGAAUACACGGCGGACAUCAUUGGCGCGAAGGAAAUAGAUGAAGCCCUGGAUAGCCAGCCCCAGGAAUGGAAUCCGCGGUCUCAACGCUGAUGGUGGAAAUCCGGGUAGCACGAGCCUGUUCUUGCGAAGAGUCUACCCCGAUCGUGAAUACCACACAGUGCACUUCGUCGGUGGGCUGCCGUACGUCCUAACGUUCCGGGAAAAGGCCGCGUACCGUAGUCACAGAACCGUAUCCACCACUAUGAGUCGGAGCAUUAUUACGUAAAUAGAUGGGCUUACCGCUGCAUCGCCUUCAUCAGCCGCUGUUAACACUUUGGUUCGUUCUGUACCGUCAUCUUACCUCCGGCCUUUUUCCAC
This is a messenger RNA of Trametes versicolor FP-101664 SS1, 2093 nucleotides long. RefSeq lists its product as uncharacterized. The record is from RefSeq and is a predicted model, not a curated record. The transcript is spliced from 4 exons. Lineage: Eukaryota; Fungi; Basidiomycota; Agaricomycetes; Polyporales; Polyporaceae. Bases 15 to 1826 code for a protein of 603 amino acids.